AUGGAUAUGCCUUUCCCAUUGAGAAAGAUAAGAAAAUAUUUUGUUUAUGAAAGUAAUGGAUUCUAUGAGAAGAACGUGAGAUUUUAUAUUACUGCAUUAAUCAUUCAAUCUUCCAAGAAAUUGCAUAGCUCGAUUUUCAUCCUUCUUUUGGCAAACAAUAGAAACGGCAGGUCAUCCUAUUUAAGCAAGGAGGUUUCAAUUCACAAAUGGACAAUUCUUAAGAGAUUGCUUUGGAAAUAUUUUGACUUGAGGUCGUUCCAAAAGUCUUCUAUAUUAACCUUUCAGAAAGAUCUUGUGUAUGGGGUUAGAGAUCACCAUAUUAUUGCAAUGUUUCCAAUAACGAUAAGUAGAGUCAACUUUGUCAAUUUGAUCAAUGAAUUUCAACUUAUUCUUGUUACUCAAAAUGAUAGUUGGUUUGAUCAAGACUAG
Molecule: messenger RNA, 429 nt
Organism: Sphenostylis stenocarpa
Lineage: Eukaryota; Viridiplantae; Streptophyta; Magnoliopsida; Fabales; Fabaceae
Source: the annotation of a GenBank genome assembly